Sturnus vulgaris (Common starling) is the source of this 3276-nucleotide messenger RNA. The record is from RefSeq and is a predicted model, not a curated record. NCBI's taxonomy places the organism in Eukaryota, Metazoa, Chordata, Aves, Passeriformes, Sturnidae.
AGGAGAGCCGCCAUGCCCGGGGUGCUGCGGGUGCCCCCGCUCGAGGAGCUCGAUGUGCAGGAGGUGGCGGUGAGCUCGUCCGUCCUGAAGGCCGCGGCGCACCACUACGGCUCGCAGUGCGACCGGCCCAACAAGGAGUUCAUGCUGUGCCGCUGGGAGGAGAAGGACCCGCGCAGGUGCCUGGCAGAGGGCCGGAAGGUGAACCAGUGCGCCAUCGACUUCUUCAGGAGCAUCCGGACUCACUGCGCCGAGCCCUUCACCACGUACUGGACGUGCAUCGACUACAGCAACAAGCAGGAGCUGCGCCACUGCCGCAAGCAGCAGGCGGCCUUCGACUCCUGCGUGCUGGACAAGCUGGGCUGGGUGAGGCCCGACCUGGGAGACCUCUCCAAGGUAACUUCUUAUCCUUCGGGACACGCAGGCACAUCCUGCUCUCUCUCCUUUAUGCACGUUUUGUCCAGGUCUCCAGCAUGUCUUGGCCUGAUGGUGAUUCGUGAACUCGGCGCUGGAAGUUUGUGGGAUAAUAGGAGUCAAAGCUGGCAGCAUUUUCUGGGGUUGCUUUUCCAGAAGACUUGUGCUUUUCUUAGCCAAUGAAAUUCUUGCUUUUUGCUUUUCCUGGUGUAGAGGCUUGUCCUUUAGGAAUGAAGCUCAUGCUUCAUUCAGGGAGCUACUCUGUAGUUGUGAUGAAACCCUGCUCCCUUCCCUCCUCUUAGAACUAUUGAGGAGCUCUCAUCAGCUGAACAAUGUGUCCUUACUAUUGUUUGGUUCUCGGUAGUUCUUCCUUGAAUUCUGACUCAACCUGGCUUUUAAAAGCUGUGAGAAGUUGUAUCACUUCUUUGCAUUUCUUUCCAGGUUACGAAGGUGAAGACAGAUCGUCCUCUGCCUGAGAAUGCCUAUCACUCUAGACCCAGACCAGAGCCAAACCCACCCACUGAAGGAGAGCUGAAGCCCUCUGCCCUUGGCAGCAGGCUCUUUUUCUGGUCCUGGUGAAGUGGGCAGGCUGUGCUGUGACUCAAGUGCAGAGAUGUGGCACUUGCACAUGUAAAUUGUGUGGUGUGUGCUGGGUAUUACUAAUAAUUAAAGAGCCCCAAACCAUGGCAUGGCUGAACAGACUUCUUUAAACUCAUAGCAACGAGAACAAUGCAUUUCCCUGUUUUGCUCAGAGGUCUCUGCAGUCACACAGCCCUUGGGACCCUCUGGGCACCAGUAACGUCAGCUGGUUGAUCAUGAUUACCAGGAUUGUCUGUCAUGUGUGCAAACGUAGUUCCAGUCUUUGACUGCUGUCCCAUCAAUCACAAACUGGCGUGAGACCUGAUUUACUUACUGAGAACAUUGCCUCAUGGAUCAAGGAAACUCUGGGAACAAACAAGUCGUUAAUGUCUUCCCUUAGUCUUGCAACUGAUAAUUGUGCAUUCUUUCCAAGGGACUCCUGCCCAGGUUUAGCCUAAAAUCUGUCUUGGAGCAAGGGGUUAGUGGAAUCUGGCAUUUGUUAGGUAUGGGGGCAAUGCUGUUUUUGCCAUAAAGAUCCCUUGUAUCCCUUCCCAGCUCAUACAACAUUAGUUUGGGACUCCCACUUUUUGGACUGUUCUAUGGGUAGAACACAAGCUACUUUAUCAGAAAAAUCAUAUUUAAUUUUCAAAACCUUUCAGGUAAAACUUUCCUGUGCCCCAUUAAGCAGUGUAGGAAAGGAGCUUGUAUUCUGUCUCAAGGCCCUGACUUACAGGGUUUGGGGCAAAUUUUUCUCAAUUUUUCACUGUGAUGUUCUUUUUGAUAGAGGAGUUAGUGAGCUUUUUAAAAUUUAUCUUUUCUACAAUACCUUAAAGUCAUAUUUUUUUAUAGAGUUGGAUCUAGUCUUUCAUUCAUCUCUACCCAAUAGCAAAAACCUUUUUAUAAAGGUCAGAAAAAUUCCAAUGAACUUGCUUUUCCAAAGCAAUAUGCAGUUUAACUUACUCUGGGUGAGAUUGUCUCACCUGAACCAUGGCAAAGAGUGGAACUGUGCUCUGCUCCUUGAGUAGGCUGCUGCUAGUAGGAUCUGAAGAUUUACCAGCUCCUUGUUUGAGGUGGGAUUAAACUGUAAUGGUUCUAUAGCUGCAGCAUAUGUUUCUGAUCCAUGGAGCUAGAGGGAAAAUUGUAUAACAUUUGUCUUAAAAUAGCUUGUGCACUGUGUGGCUUCUGGGUUCUUGCUACUUUCUGCUGGGGUACAUUGACUGAAACUCAAAGCAGGUGCUAUGUUUGCAUUUUAAUGUACAUACCAGGCUGUUUUAGCUGCUCCUUGCCUAAAUCUCUGAGCUGGUGCUGCACCUUUACAGUUUCUCCUUGCUAAUCACUGCCACCAUCUCAGAGCAGCUAUGUCUUGCUGAAGAAAGAUAACCCUUCUCUGCAGAGACUGAAAUUAGGACAAGCUUGGGGUCUAAUUACAUUCAGCUGAGUGAGUGAAAUGAGGUUUGGCCGAGCUGAGGAUAAAUUGUUCUGGGAUGUUAACACGUUUCACAUCAGAUCUUUGCUGACCCACUCCAACAGUUGAUCAGGAGUUUUUAGAUAUUACCAUUUUCUGUUAAUAACUUACUAUUGUCAGCAUAUUGUAUGAACCAUUGCACUGCUGAACAUCUGCUUUGGAAUAAACAAGCGUGGGCAUUCCAGUAGUCAGCCCCUAAUCACAAUUAAAGAGUAUUUUUUCCCAUUAGAUUGCUUCUGAAAAGAAAGACAUUCGUAAGUAGGGGGGGCAAGUUUUUUCAACAGCCUGAUAGGAGCCCCACCCUUAAGUUGGCUAGUACUGUAAGCAAAAAAAAAAAGUGAUUUAUGCUGAAGCCUCAAAAGUUUUAAGGUUGUUCAUCUGUUUCUUGACAGCUGAAUCUACAGCCUCUUGGGUCAGAGCUGUGGGAUCCAGUAAUGAUACACUGAUCAUGGUUUAAAUGUCAGAAUUAACUGUCUGCUGGCCUAGAUUCCCUCUUCAGUUUCAAGCAGGAGUGGGCAGGUGAAAGUACAAAAGAGAUCAGCAGAGGAGAACAAUGAAAUUAUAAAGUCAAGUAGAAUUCAGCUGUACUCUGAGCAUUUCCUUCAUUAACCUCUCUGUGACAAUUGUUUCUUGUCUUUAUCUCUUGGCUAAAUCUCUGGAGAAGUGUUGCCAGAGGCUUUUCAUGGUGCUUUGGACAGUGCCUGAAUGCAGCUAUUUCUGCUCAAAAUCCUGUGGCUUUACUCAAACCUAGAUGCCCCUUUGGAGCUGUAAUGGAAACUACAACAAGUGGAUGUUGAGAUUCAGUAAAGACCAUAAAAGUA